Molecule: messenger RNA, 2241 nt
Organism: Stylonychia lemnae
Lineage: Eukaryota; Ciliophora; Spirotrichea; Sporadotrichida; Oxytrichidae
Source: the annotation of a GenBank genome assembly
AUGAGAUCCUAAAGUAGGGUAAGUGAAGAAUCUUCUCUACUUGACCCCUCAAUAGAUCCUUCAGAUUCAAGAGCCAAGUCUAGUAGUGUUGCAUCCAAGAGAUCAAUUCUCAACGAAUAAUUCUUGAAUAGUCUACCUGAGUAAAUUAUCAAGCAAAGUAAGAUUACAUCGAAAGAUAAGAAGAUAACAUUAUGGACUGAUGUUGUUAUAAACAAGAAUUUCCCUACUACAGUUCAGAAGAAGAAAUUUAGUUAUAAUACUGCUUAGAUCAUAAACUCAGGUAUUGUACCUGAAGUAGUCAAUGAAUUACCCUAACCAACUCUUAAGUAGUUAAAGACAAACAAUGUCCAGGUUGAACAUCUCAACAUAGAUGUUGACUAUAUCAUAUCACUUCCUCUGUUCGAAUGUCUUGAUCAAGAUCGCAAAUUGCUUUCAAAGCAGUAUUAAGCAGUACAGAUGUACUAACUAGAUGAGUUGAAACCUAGAGUGAUAGCUCACAAGUUGAAAAUGCCAGUGAAAGAUGUGUACUAUUCUGUAUAAAAGUUCAAGCAGGAUAUUAAAGCAAUGGUUAAUCCUCCACCAGUAAGAGGUAAACCUGGCAGGAAAAAGUUGAGAGAUAAUCCUCUCCUACUCGAUGCUAUCGAGAGGUUCAUCUAACUCUUUGGAAUCUAUGAUAUAACUGCAGCUAAACUGCAUGCCUACCUAGGCGAUUUAAAACAUCAAAAUGAAUUACCUGUUGAAGUUCAUAUUCCAUCUAAGAAUACCCUACUCAAGAUCUUGAAUGAAACUUUUCAUCUCAGGUAUGGACAUUUGCAAGCAGCAAAUCUAAAGUACAGAGAUCCGACUUACAACAACAAACGCCUUUGGAUAAGUAGACUACUAGGUUAGUUCAUCCACGAUGACUUCCUGAUAGUGUCUAUAGAUGAAAGUAACUUUCGUUCAGACUCACUCCCAAGUAUGUAAUGGGAGUUUAACUAGGCAUCUCUUAGAAGGAAAUGCAAAGCUAAGGAAAUUCCUCCACACCCAUCACUCAAGAAGAGUGUAGUAUUUGCAAGUAACUAAUUCCUUACUUAUGGCCACCAGUUAAACAAGUAUGAUGAUGAGUUAGUUGACAUAGACGAGUAGGAGUAAAGUGUCACUGAUGAAAAUCAGAAUACUCUAAAUGCAUCCAACUCAAGAGUUCUUGAAUAGUUCUAGUCACCAACUAAGCAGGUGUGGAUGAAUGAUUUCGCUUAAAUGCCUAAGAGUAGGCUAUUAAAUAAUCUAGAAGUAAUUCAAGAAGAGGAGGAAUCUCCAAUUCCUUAGACCACUGUUCGCAAGAUGAUGCUUGGAUUACUACUUGAAAGUCCAGAAGUAAAAGUUGUAAAUGAUGAUUCAUUACCUACUCCAGUCAACUUAAACUAGAGACUAGCAUCAGCUAGUAAGACUCCACUAGAACACAAACUCGAUUAACUAGCAAUAUUCUCUACUCCUAAGAGAGCUCAAGAUGAUUAAGCAUUGCUUAAGUCUACUAGUGUAGAUGAAGUAAUUUAACCAAGGAGACUAAGAUCAUUUAGUAAUUAUCAUCAAUCAAGCAACUCAAAUGAGGAGAGUAAAGACAAUUAAGUUGCACUUGCAACUGUAGGCGAUUACCUGUAAAUCCCUGAGGAUUUACUUGAGUCUCAACUAGACCAGUAGUAAGAUGAAACGAUUGGAGUAUAAAGUAUAGAUAAUCAGUAGUUCAAUUCACUAUAAGAUCACUAGUUAGAGUUACAACAAAUACUUGGUAAGUAUGGUACUACUGCAAGAAAUGUUUCUAGAAACAAAGCUGUAACUAAGCGCUAGUAGUACUCGGUUUCUUUGCUUUCAGCAAUCAGUUAGUAGCAAGUGCAUGCUACUUAGAUAAUUGAAGGAUCUGUUGACUCUACUCUCUUUGAGAACUUUGUUUACUAAACGCUUCAUAGUAUACGAGUAGAUGAGUAAUUAUGUAGAAAGUAAGUCGUAAUGUUCAUGGAUAAUGCUGUAAUUCACAAGCACUCGUAUAUCUUAGAAACUGCUAAGAAGUUCAAGGUCACUCUGCUAUUUAAUGCAGAAUACUCACCUUGGUUGAAUCCAGUGGAGUAAUUGUUUGCUUAUAUUAAGAAAAACCUAGAGGUGCAAAACAUCUAAAACAAGUAAGAUAGUGGCCAUUAACAUUACUAGGAAGUAACUUGUAAGCAAAGUGUCCUCUAUCAUUAAGGACAUGAAUCAAGUCGAUGUUGA